AGUAGCGCCUCUCAACCACCACACUCUUCCCCGACUCCGUCUCGACAUGUCUUACAAGGUUGCCCUGGUCCUGGUGGUGGUGGGUGUGGUCCUGGCACUCCCUGAAGACCUCUACGGCGCUCCUCAACACAAACAAGUCUACGCCGAGAUUCCGUACAACUUUGCCUAUGGAGUUAAGGAUGAAUACAAAGGUACCGACUUCAGCCAAAAUGAAGAAUCCGACGGGAAGGUCGUCAAGGGCUCCUACACCGUCCAACUUCCCGACGGUCGCAAACAGACGGUAACUUACGUGGCCGACGACUACGGUGGCUACCGUGCUGAGGUCAGUUACUACGGUGAAGCCCAAUACCCUAAGGAGUACGGUCCCCCCAUCACCUUCAAGCCCGCCGUCUACAAGCCACAGCCCACGUACCAGCAGCCCGGCUACCAGUAGACCUCACCAGCCCGGCUACCAGUAGACCUCACUAGCCUCGCCUUCAUCCCUGGCUGUUGUAGCCUAGCAAGACCUCAACCUCUUUCACGUGUGAAGGUGUACCCGGCGGUACUCGGGGUCUCCCCCCCCUCUCUCCCUCCCUCGCCUCCC
Molecule: messenger RNA, 583 nt
Organism: Procambarus clarkii (red swamp crayfish)
Lineage: Eukaryota; Metazoa; Arthropoda; Malacostraca; Decapoda; Cambaridae
Product: cuticle protein 8
Cellular component (GO): extracellular matrix
Source: RefSeq, a predicted model, not a curated record